AUGUUUACAGCAACUGCAUUCAAUAAACUUCCAAUGGGUUUUCAAUAUCCCGUUCAGCAACUACCACCAACGAUAUAUCAAUCGCAAUAUGGCGGAUUUAAUCCUUCAAUUCCACUUUCGUUUCCGCAAGCUUCGUUAUCACGCGGACAAUCAUUACCGCCAGCCAGUAGACAACUUCCACCAUCGAACGGUCAGUUCAUUCAAAAGUCGUCUCGACGAAAUGGUCAAUAUCCACCAGCGGGACCAACUCAACAAAAUGAGCGUCGCCCAAAACAUGGAUCAAAAAAUAAAAAAACUCCUAAACAACGAAAUGUUCCGUCAAGUGGUGCAGCCGAUCAAGGUUUAUAUUCGGACAAAGAAAAAAAUAAUCUAAAAAAUUCUGAAGAUCGUAGUCGAAGCCCAUCGGCUCUAUUGAACAAUCUUCCAAAAGAAACUAAUCAAGAGCAACCAGCUCAAUCAGUUGAAAAAACGAACGGUAACAUAUCACAAGGUGAUACAACAGUUGCCGGAGAAGGACAACAACAAAAUCCUGAUGAGAGAAAAAAACGUAACUCACGUUCAAAGAAAACAAAAAAACAUGAGUCUAAUGAUCCGUAUGAACGCAAUAAUACUUAUUUUGAACAGCCACCUCCUUUCUAUUCUGAUUUGCCAUCACAAUUGAAAGUUCAUCAACAACCGCUUUAUAACAGUUACAAUCAAGUAUACGAAGAAUCGACUCGACGUGGGGAUGGUUUUCAAAAACAAGUUAAACGUUCAACACGCUUACCACCAGAAGCUAAAAAUAAAUUAUUACCACACGAAGAUGAUCCAAAGAAACCAUAUCCAAUAGUUGGAUAUGCUCAAACGCCAUUUACGGAUGUCCAUCCACCAUUUAAUCCUUAUCAGUCCUAUGCUGCUCGACCCAAUUUCUAUGAUCCAACAGCUCCGUUCAAUGCUCGUCAACCGUGGCCAAAUCAAGCAGCGCCUAUUAUUGUUGAAGAACAAAGAAUUGAUCGUUUAAGAAAUCAUAUUCAUUCAUUAGAAAAUGAAUUACAUAAACUACAAAAAAAACUCAGUAAAGCAGCAUUAAAUAUUAAUAAUAAUGAAACAUCAACAAAAGACGAAACUAUGUCAACACAUCGACGAUCAAAACGUGAAAAUUUCGGAUCACCAAGACAAACACCUGUUAUUGUGGAAUUGAAUAACACACAUAAUGAUCAUAGCCGAGAAGCAUCACCGAAAAAACAUCGUCAUCGAACUGAAAGUAAUAAUAGUGUACAUCAGGACAACAAUCUUGUUCAACAAUCAGAUGCAACAUCGUCGAACAUUCCAGCACGUAACCAAAGUCCAGCUCAACCAAAGCCAGAAUCUAAUGAACGUUCACGUUCCGAAGUUAAACAAAUACUGGAAACUGAAGUUAAAAUUUCAGCACCAGCAAGAAGUUCAAUUGAAGAAACAGCUGCACGAUUAGCACAUGCUGCUGCAGCACAUGUUCAGGCUCGUCUACAAAUUCCACCACCUCCACCUGUUCAACAUCCGUUUGUGCCAACACCUGAACAACAACUUCGUGGUUCAACUGUACGUUUACCUGUCAACGGCAGUGUCCCUCCUUCAAAUGACAAAAAUCAACAGCAGCACAGCUCAUCAAAUUUAAAUUAUAAUCAAUCAAAUAAUAAUGAAAUUACUGAUGGCACCGAAAACAACCAUAAUCGUUCAGCCGAAAAAAUUCUCGAUGCAUUCGAGCGUUUCUACAUGAAAGAUGGAAAAUCAGCAACAAACGCAGUGAAAGUUAAAUAUAUACCUGAAGAAAACAAUACUAAUUAUCACCGCCAGCGAAAUACAAAUAACAAUAAUAAAUGUAGAUCCUCAAGUAGAAGUAGUCAAAACUCAUCAUCAUCGUCAUCAUCAUCAACUUGGUCAAGUGCAGAUGAUUCGUCAACAGGAAAUUUCAAUAAAAAAAACAUGUUCAAAAAAUAA
This is a messenger RNA of Rotaria socialis, 1956 nucleotides long. The record is from the annotation of a GenBank genome assembly. NCBI's taxonomy places the organism in Eukaryota, Metazoa, Rotifera, Eurotatoria, Philodinida, Philodinidae.